Manduca sexta (tobacco hornworm) is the source of this 4233-nucleotide messenger RNA. RefSeq lists its product as uncharacterized. The record is from RefSeq and is a predicted model, not a curated record. The coding region runs from base 1 to 4233 and encodes 1410 amino acids. NCBI's taxonomy places the organism in Eukaryota, Metazoa, Arthropoda, Insecta, Lepidoptera, Sphingidae. The transcript has 4 exons. Gene Ontology annotation, molecular function: nucleic acid binding; zinc ion binding; RNA-DNA hybrid ribonuclease activity.
AUGUCGGAUCACGCCAACACAAGACUUGCCAAGACCAGGGCCGCUGCGAACAUCGCCUCACACACCGGGAUAUCGAAAAUUAAACCAUCCCCUAACAGCGAUAAAAAUCGGACGGACAACCGGCAUACGGACUCUAAGAUUGACCCCAAACAAGAAACCAGACCUUUACGCACCAUCCAAUCCGACCAGGUGAGGAACUUGGCGACAUACACAGUUGCGAUCGCCGAGAUAGCUCACCUAACCCGUUUUCUAGUGACUACAGACAAAGCCCUCCGCAAACAAGACAAGGAGGAAAUAGUAGAUCUGAUGGCAGAGAUAGAUAAACUAAGCACCAAACAGCUGCCUGAUAUAAUAGAGAAGAUUAAAACUAACAACACUGAAACUACCGAAAUGGACAGGGAUAACAAUACAUCAAUAAUGGACACAUAUAAGACUGAAAUUAUUAACACUGUAAAACAGGAACUGGACAAGCACCUACAAGCGAUAAAUGACAAUACCGAAAAACAAACUAAGAUCAUCGAAAAGAUACAGCAACAACAACAACACUCGCGACCCAUUUAUCCCUACACAUACAGCGCCGCGGCCGCGAGGCCCGCGCCCACAUCAACACCAACAACCACAACAAGCACCCGACUACACACCGGCAUGAACGGCCACCCAAUAGAGCGAGUCGCACCGACAACAAACCGUCCAGCCAUAAUAGUCACUCCUAAAAACCAAGUUCAAAUUUUUGUUUCGCACCCGACUGUAUGGAGGCGAGUUGUGGAAAUGGGGAGGGUCUGCGUGGAUCACCAGAGGGUUCACGUCGAGGCCUUCUCCCCGUUCCUACAAUGUUUCCGCUGCCUGCAGUUUGGCCACACACAGGCCAAAUGUGCCGCCGAUACACCACACUGUGCACACUGCGCCCAACCCGGACACACUAUGGAUUGCUGCAACACGAUCAAUUACACUCUACACUUCUUAAGAUCAAUACAAGGAAACCCAGUCGUGUUAGGAGGAGACUUUAACGGGUGGCACACCGACUGGGGCAGCAGGAAAACUAACAGACGCGGAGAAAUAAUAAGUGAAUUAGCCACUUGCACAAACUUACACCCGUGCAAUACCCCACUAACACCUACAUUCAUCACCACUACACACCACCAAAUUAGAUAUUCGACAAUAGACGUCACCUUCGUAUCGGACUGCCUAUGGGAUUCGGUACGGAGGUGGCGGGUUGAUUCAGAAAUAUGCUCUUCAUCACAACACAAAGCAAUCGUUUUCGGCAUCAAUCUGGGACUCGGCGGUAGCAACAACACCACACAACCAAAUAUACAAACCACUUUCCGCUACAAAAGCGCCAACGCCCACUGGGGCAGCUUUCGGGACUCCCUACUUACCAACCUAACGAGAGCCAAUGUAGCGGACAUAAAUAUACAAGAUCUCGAUAGCGAGGGACUUGAAGCCCUUAUCGAGGAAGUUACCCAACAAAUACACACUGCUUGUCGAGAGUCCAUGCCGGUAAAACAGGAAGGCGCCAAACACAGGCCCCCCUGGUGGACAGAGGCAUUGGACUCUCGCAAAGCUUCAGUUGUACAAUUACACCGACAAAUACACAGCGCCAUUAGGAACGGGGAACAGACGGACUCCCUGGCCGGGAGGCUGCGAACUGAAAAGGCGCAAUACGCCAGCGAAAUACGGGCGGCGUCUUGCGAAAACUUUCGCAAGUUCUGCGAACUCCAGACCGGGGAGAACGUCUGGUCCCUAACCAACAGAUUGCUAAAGGACGCGUCGCCUCGUCGACCACCGGUCACUGUUAGGAUUGGGGACCGAUACACCGAAGAAGGGGCGGAGACAGCCAAGGCGCUCCUUGAACACUUUUACCCUGACGAUGGUCCGGACACCGAACCUAGACACACCUUAUUACGUACGACACAAUACACAACACCUAACACACCAGACGACCCGCCUUUUUCCUGCGAAGAGGUGCUAGAAAACCUAGAGACUAUGAAUCCCAAGAAAGCCCCGGGUCUGGAUGGGUUAACUGCAGACAUUUGUCUGCAGUUUGCACAGACAUACCCGGACCUAAUUACUAAUAUACUGAACCGAUGCCUAGAACUGAAACACUUCCCCAAACAGUGGAAAGAGGCGUUUGUGAAAAUAAUUCCUAAACCCAGCAAGUCGGAUUACUCUGACAUCGGGGCCUUCCGCCCGAUCGGUUUGUUGCCCGUCUUCGGCAAACUGUUGGAGCGGCUUUUUAUCAAAAGAGUCAUCUACAGGGCGUCCGGGAGCAAUCACAUGAAUAAUAAACAGUUCGGAUUUCGUGAGCAAACUAACACAAUAUUAGCGCUACACACAGCUCUCGAGCUCAUCAGGGAGGCGAAGAAGGAGAACCACCUCGCCGUCGCGGUGUCUUUAGACAUCAAGGCGGCGUUCGACAAUGCCUGGUGGCCGGCGCUCAUGCACAGACUCAGGGAGACCAAAUGCCCGAACAACAUCUUCGGGCUUAUUACAAGCUAUAUUACCGAUCGCGCGGUCACUCUGAGUCAUGCGGGGGCGCGGGUAACUAAGGGCAUGUCCAAAGGGUGCAUUCAAGGGUCCACUUGUGGGCCUAUCCUUUGGAACCUCAUCCUGGAUGAGCUUCUCGACAAAACACUUCCUCCCGGAUGCCACCUGCAGGCUUAUGCGGACGAUGUGCUGCUGGUCGCUACUGCGGCUGACGAACACACACUGACGCAAAACACCAACCAGGCCCUAGGCAUCAUCGCUGACUGGGGGAGGAGCGUCAAGCUAACGUUUGGCGCCCCGAAAACCCAAGCAAUUGCCUUCACACCCCGGGCCAAGUCUGCGGGUCUUGUCAUGGACGGGCAUCGAAUCGUUUUCGGGCGGGAGAUCAAGGUGCUCGGGGUGAUCAUCGAUGAAAAGUUAACAUUUCACAAACACAUACAAUACGUAAUAGAAAAAACCAGAAAAAUUUUUAAUAAAUUGUGUCUAUACAUCAAACCUACCUGGGGGGCCCACACGGACAACGUGAAGACAAUUUAUAAACACGUCAUCGAGCCAAUAGUUACCUACGCGGCGGGUAUAUGGGGGCAGGCGGCGCUCAAAAAAGUGAAUAGCAAAUUAUUAUUGAGCAUGCAGCGCGGAUUUGCCCUCAAGGCAAUCCGAGCAUUUAGAACAGUAUCAACCACUGCUGCCUUAGCACUCGCACAAUUCACCCCACUAGACUUAAAGAUACAGGAAAUAUAUACAUUAGAAAGAACACGACUUACCGGCACCACACCAUACCUACCUGAUGACAUUGGACUGGAAACACCAACGCCUCCACAUCUACUACUACACCCUUCCGAUCGAAUUUCUAUCACAUGCACAUCGCCUCCUGGCAGGGAAUCAACACACACAUACACGGAUACUGACACAAAUACUGACACUGAAACUCACACUCAACAACAGUGUAACACUUACCAUCACAUUUAUACAGACGGAAGUAAGCAAGACGACGGCAGGGUAGGAGCCGCCUUCGUGUGUUUUGAUCCGGGAGGGAAAGUCAUUGCGACACGCAAGAUAAAACUUCAUGGGUGCUGCACGGUCUUCCAGGCGGAGCUGCUCGCCAUCCAACACGCGUGCCGGUGGGUUCUUGACCACAGAUAUAAUCAAACAUACAUACACUCUGACUCACAAUCAGCCUUAUUAUCAUUAAAAAUCCGCAGCAACACUCAUCCAAUUGUAACACACAUUCACCGCAUGGUGCAUGAAUAUCAGAAGAUAGGCACCAUAAACUUUUCCUGGGUCAAGGGCCACGCGGGCAUUGCGGGCAAUGAGAUGGCGGACGGGGCGGCCAGGGAGGCCUGCAACUUGCACAAAUCCCCAGACUACUGUCGCUUUCCGCUGUCUUACGCCAAAGGACUGGCGCGUGGCUCCUCCAGGGAGGCCUGGCAAGCGAGGUACGACCAAGCCGAACAGGGCAGACGCACGUGGGCGCUCCUGCCCAGCCUAGAACAAAUCCCUUGCAAACGUCGUCGUCGACGCCAUGACUACGUCGUCACACUUCGGCAGGGAUCGGCAGUUUCCGACGCUACAAUCGCGUCGGGAUUCGUCUGCGUCGAAGACGGUGUGUGGAUUGGCCCUCGCCUCAGCCUGUCGUCGCGCCGCAUGCCUGAAGCGGCGUCAUCAUUGGACCGUCGCCGCCCCCCUGCCGUUCAUUCAUGCUGCGUCGGCGCUCAGCUGGUCGAGGAUAUAACGGCAUCGAUCAGCUGA